CUUACCUGUACAUGGGGGCUCCGGUGUCCCAGCCCCGGGCCCCGCUGCAGAGGACCCCCAAGUGCGCGCGGUGCCGGAACCACGGCGUGCUCUCGUGGCUCAAAGGUCACAAGCGCUACUGCCGCUUCAAGGACUGCACGUGCGAGAAGUGCAUCCUCAUCAUCGAGCGGCAGCGCGUCAUGGCGGCGCAGGUGGCGCUCCGCAGGCAGCAGGCCAACGAGAGCCUGGAGAGCCUCAUCCCGGAGUCCCUCAGAGUGCUGCCCGGCAUCGGCAUGUCCGGGGCUGGCGAGGGGACCCAGGGCGCCACGCAGAGGCAGGAGGAGCUGGAGCUGAGGUGGAGCAGCGCGGAGCCGGUGCAGGCCGGGGGAGUGCAGACAUGCGCAAGCACAGGUAAGAAGAGGGAAACAGAUUUAAAGUUUAUCUUUCUGGAAUUUUAUUUUUUAUUUUAGAAAAGGAAAUUUUCGUGAAUGGUGCGAAUAGAGACAUGCUCAUACUGCAAAAUACAUUAAAACAACGUUCAAGCAAGUUAUACUAAAUAUAAUUAAAAAUACAGAUUUCACUUGAGUAUUUUACUGAUGUUUAUUCUGAGUGAAAUCCCACUUACAGAGAGUGAAGUGUAGAAAAUAAACUUGACUAAAGUUUUUGCAUUCAGAAAAUGAAGCUGCAGAUUGAGCAGUUUUUUAAUCAUCUUGUGAUGCUUGCAGACAAACAAAUAUCGUAAUUAUUGGCCAUUAAAACACUAUUUUAAAACUUCGUAUUGAGCCUUUAGCCUCGGGUUCAGGGAAGAAACUCAAGGAUGCAGUAUUCAGAUUUAGUUUGUUUGUGUGAUGUUUACAAUACACAAAACAAACAUAUCAAACCCAAAAUGUAUUUAAUCAUUACCACCUUGGCUAAAGUAAACAAAUGUAUUUCGUCCAUCUUAUCUGCAGUUACAUUUUAUUAAACCUGCACUACAGUUUAUUGUCAGUCACAUUUCUGAAACUGUCAUCUUUCAGUACAUCCGCUUUGUUUGAGCUUUCUUCUCAGAUUAUUUAGAUCAUUCACACCACAAAAACUCUCAAAAUUGAAUACAUGUAAAUGUUCAUUCAGUAUAUUAAUAUGAUGAUUACAAUUUAUAGCCAUAUUCCUGAGUCAUUUUAAUUGACUACAAAUGUAUGCAUUUACUAUAUGAUUAAUUCAUUUCCUGAUAGAAACUCUAAAUAUGAGCUCUUCAUUUAAUCCUUGCUGUGCACAGAAGUUGUUGCAGAUGUGUGUUUACUCUGCAGCAUUCACUUUAUCAUCUCAUUGAGGUGUACACCAUGUUCAUCUGAGAAAAAAAACAGGUUUAAUUUCUCUCUGCAAUAAUCAGUAUAAAAUGUACACAGUGUCUAUAUUUGUUUUAUCAAAAAUCAAACCUAAAAUGUUGUUCUUUUUCACCUUUAACAUAACCUAUCAUAGUUAAACAUUUUGAUUGUCUUGUAGUCAUAAGUUCAUCUAUUUUGCUCCUUGUUGUGAGCUGCUGUAAGAGUGAAUUUUCAUGUUAUUUUGAAUCAUGAGUAAUAAUUAGGCAGCACAGGAUACUUGGAAUAAUUAUUAUUGCUGUAGGACUGAUUGAAGUGAAAUCUUGUCGAACAGCGAGUGUGUGUGUUGUUUCCAAACAGAGUACAAACGUUUAGAGUAAAAUGAAAGUUUCUCUUUUUUUUGGAUGUUUUGUUCAGUUUUAUUCUGCCUACACAUUUUUAAACAUUGACUCUUAAAACACUCACCCUGGUUUGAUUGUUUUUAAUCAGUUCAGACUUAUAUAUUUCCUUUAUCAAUGUUUCAAGUAGAUUAUUUUUAUCCUUGCAGCUGCAUCGUUGUUUUCAUUUUUGGUCAUAUUUGAAUAAGUGGGUUAGUGUAAUGUGGGACACAACGUGGGAAACUAAAGCGUGAGCGCGUUUAUCUACCUCUGAAACAUCAUUAAAAUGAAUUUGUUUGGUAUUAAAUCCAAAUAGGUUUGUCAUGAAAUGAACAUUUGCAUACAUGUUCUACUAUAUUGCACAUGAUUUUAAGUGUAAUGUAAGUUAAACACUGUAAUUUUUGCUUACUUGAUUUUCUGAUUUUGAUUAUCUGAUUUUACAAAAUUCCAGCCAGGACAGCUGCAGAUGAAACAGUCCGUGAUUUCUGACAGCCAUUGACACAAGCAACAGUAACAGCAACAGUAGUAUUAGUAUUAGUAUUACAUAAUUAUAUUUCGCCUUAUAAGAAAACACUUCAGGGAUUGUGUGAUUAUACCACGUGUUAAUAUAAUGAAGGCUAAUUGUUUCAUAUGGAAGUAUAUUUGUCGAAAUCGCAGGGAACGCCCAACAUGAGCCUGAUCCACCAAUAAUGAUGUUUCUAAUUAUAGGCCUAUCUUCAUUCAUGUUAUUCUUGCACAGAAGAAUAAAAACUAUUUCUGCAUUAAGUUGCAAAACAAUUUUUAUUUCUACAGUAUGAGCCCAAAUCAGUUUCUGUAAAAGCCUCCUUUUGCGUAUUUUGUUCGGAUCACUUUUAACCUUUUUAACGCCAAACAGCAAAACAGUGCGAGGCCUAAUGAAGAUUUCUGUUUGCAGUAUUACCUCUACAUUAUCACUUUAACAAUAAACAGAACCAUCUGUUUUAUUUGCAGAAUAAAGCAAGUUUUUGAGAGUUGAGUCCGUUUGUUGUGCGACAUUUAACCUGUAAUGAGACGAUGUCCGGAGUCAUUAUCUCCACAAAACCAAUCAGCUGCCUCCACAUCAGAGCCCUUAAAGAUCCCCGUCAUCAGCUCGAGCUGCAACGAUCGAAUUCAAUCGCCAUAUUUUUUCUGCACGAGGUCAACUUGAGAUGAAAAGUUACCGAGCAACGAGCGAUCUGUUUACACGGUGUGGUCAAAAGGCAUCGACGGGAGAUCCUUCACUGACACGUACACACAUACACACACAAUUAAUGAAACACACACACUGACACGGACACACACGGAGUCAGCAGUUUGUGUUAAGAGCUCUGCACAGGCAAAGAAAUCCACAUCAGUCUGUGAGGUGGAGACAAACUGACAGGAGAUGGAUUGCAUGUUACUUUUCCUCUCUGAAUGGAGGAGUCUGCACUAAAGGCUGUAAUAGAUAGGGGAGAGCGGGGCAAGAUGAGACAUCUUUUAUACUUCGGAUCUCUACAUCAAGGCGAUCCUAGUUUUGUCUCUAACUAGUGUAUCUGCAUAUAUUUCAAGAUGUUGUGAAUCCCUGCAAACCAACAGAAUGAGUGAACAUAACUGUCUUGAUAAUAUAGCAUGACAAAAAUGGUCUCCUAUGGUCAACUAAAUCCUGAGUAUGGGGUAAAUUGACCUUAGGAGCGGGGCAGAGCUGGCCCAAGGCAUAAGCGAACUAAGCGCCGCGUAGGGCCCCGCGACCAGUAGGGGGCCCCCUAGAGCAAUCAAAAAGAUUAUAAUUAAAUAUUUUUUUAUUUUUUACAUGUAUGAGUGAUGCUCUUGCUGUAUGAUCAAAUAUAUAUCAUUGUAAAAACAAAGUUAAAUAAUUCUGGUGCUGCUGCUGAUGUAGGCCUUUGAUUCUUACUGCCAAUAUUUCAAAGCUCCACUAUGUGCCUCCUGCUGUGCAAUAUGCACUGAGCAUCCUGAAUGUGUUACAUUUUGAGAUUAAAAACCAUAUGUGGUCAUCAUUCAUCAGUCAUUCAUUGGUAUUAUUUGUAUAACUGCAUAGGUAUCAUUUAUGUUAUUACCUAUAUGCCACCCCCUUAAAUGUGUAAAGACAUGUCAGGUACAUUAAAUUUAUACUGUAGUAGGUGUGUGAAUGUUCAACAAUCAAUAUUAUUUGCAGAAAUAGAGGGCCCCAAAAUCAAAUUUUGCUUAGGGCCCCAUUGAGGCAUGGGCCCACUCUGGAGCGGGGUUAGUUGGGUCGUAUCCCUACUACCCCCCCACUCUCCACCCAAGCCCUCCCUCACCUUCUCUCUCUAUAAAUAACAUUCACUUCUUCACAUUCAUAUGUAUUUUUUAUCCAUUAUACGCUAUUCAACUGGUACAAUAAUUAUCUUUAUUAUUAUUAUUGCAUAUAACUGCUAAAAAGCUGUUUUGUAAAAAGCCAUUUCAACAUGAGAAUGUCUUUAAGGGAUUUACAACAUUUACAGCUGUAUUUUUGAUAAGAAAAAGUAAAACAUUUUAACAAUCUGAACUGAAACUCUGAUCCUCUCAUCAGACUUCUUGAGCUAGUGGCUCAACUUACCCCAGAACUACUAUGAUGACUUUAUUAGUCCUCUUAACAAAAAUGGUGGACUUUUAUGCUCAGUUUUUGACCUCAUGUUGUAGCUCAUAUAUACCACAAUUGAUGUAUAAAACAAAUUUAAAAUGAUCUUUUUUUGGUCUGAACACAAUUCUAAUAAAACGUAUGACAGACUUAAUUUACUUUGAAGAGUGAAAAAUGUCUUUUUGGAGAUAAAUGUCUAAGCCCUUCACCCAUGUGCUUCUAACCUUCACAGACUCCAUGAAUUGAUGCCCAUCUCCUAAAUAUUUGGUCACAUGAUAAAACAGGGGGUGGUUCAACUUACCCCACUCUCCCCUAAGUGUGUCUAACAGAUAGAAGUGUCUGGUUUUCUUGCAGCUUUGUGUGUUUUCGUUUGUGUGUUUCAUGCUCAAACUUGUCUCUGACUGUGUUCUCCUGCUUUUGCAGAUCCUGCAGAGGACCCUCCUGAUGAGGUGUCAGGAGGUGAAAACGGGGGCAGCAGCUCCAGCGAGAAGGAGCAGGACCCGGCCAGCUCCCCUGAAGGCUCCAAACCAAACUCCUGCUACACCCCGGACCCCCCAGAGACCCCCUCCCUGCCCGAGGAGAGCCGCUACAGCCUCCCCAAACCCACCAGCACCGAAAAGGAGCCAAAAACCGAGAGUCCUCAGAAGUUUCCCGUCAGCCCCUCUGAGCAGAGCGUGCUCAUAGAGGGCCUCGCGGGCUCCAUCAACCUGCCCUUCAGCCUCAGGGCGAACCGGCCCCCCUUGGAGGUCCUGAAGAAGAUCUUCCCCGCGCACAAGCCCCCCGUGCUGGAGCUCAUCCUGAGGGGCUGCGGAGGGGACCUAGUGGGGGCCAUCGAGGUCCUGCUGUCCAGCCGGAGUCCAGAUGGAUCCACGCACGCGCACACAGACCCUCACGCGGACGCCUUGGUGCUGCCUUCAAACGGACACCUGUUCGAGCACGCGCUGGGCUCCUACCACCCGGUUUCCUCUUCCGCUAAGUGGUCUGUGGGCUCAGCUUUCCGGGUCCCCGAGUCCCUACGCUUCACAUCCGACUCCGCCUCCGGGCCACUCGCUGUCCCCCUGCAGCACCCGUCCUUCCCUCAGCCCACGCGCUACCCGCUCAUGCUGCGCAACUCCCUCACGCGCAGCCAGGCCAGCCCGUUUGUGCACAACGACGUGACUCUGUGGAACACCAUGGCGCUGCAGCAGCAGUACCAGCUCCGAUCUGCAGCCCAGUACGUGUCCCCCUUCUCCCCCGCAGGCCCCGCGUCAGGCCCCGCGGGCUCCGUGUUCCGCAGCUCCCCUCUCCUUCCCUCCAGAGCCUCCGAGGAGCCGAGGAUCAGCAUCCAGGAGGAGAGCUGCACGCUGGGGCCUAAACCGGGCCUGUACUCCCCUGAGGAGGAGUACGAAGAGCGAUCCGACUCCGCAGACUCCCGCAUCCUCAGCUCCUCCAGCUAGACUUUAACGGACACCAAAAAUGUGUUAUUGUGAAAGGAGCCCCGGUGUGUAAGUGUGCUUUUUGUCGGUGUCUAGUUUGAAAUGUGUCGAUCAAUCACUCUGAUCAGCUGAUGUUGUUGAUCCUCCUCACAUCAGCUGUCAAGAUGUCACAUGACUCCAAACCAAAAGGGAUGAAUGCAGAGGACUGGCUUUGUUUUCAGAUGUGUCACCUGUGUGUCCUGUAAAGCAUGUUAAAAUACUGUGAACAUCAAUGCAUGAAGAGUAUGCCAAAUAAACCCAAAGUUUCCAAAAACA
Molecule: messenger RNA, 5959 nt
Organism: Xyrichtys novacula (pearly razorfish)
Lineage: Eukaryota; Metazoa; Chordata; Actinopteri; Labriformes; Labridae
Source: the annotation of a GenBank genome assembly